GGGCUGCUGGUGCGAGACGGUCCUUUCACUUCCCGGCUCUGGCAGCCAGCAGAAGCUCCGAUCCCCCGCUUGGUCCUCCGGCGGGAGGAAGAAGGGAGAACCCGAGCGAAAGGACUAGGCAGCGGGACUCCCGCGGGCAGGGCCAGGUCUUUGACGCCGGCCCCCCGACCCGUGUGGCAGCGGGCGAGGAGGAAAGGGGCGGAAGCCCAUUUCCAUAGUAACCUGCCGAAGCGGUGCCCGCCCGGGGUUUCUCCCCACUCCUCCAGGAUGCAUCUAACAGAUUUACAGACAGGAUGUAACCUUUAAAAAUGGAAACGUGUAUAGAAAGAAGCAGAUAGCAGCUUGGAGCUAAAGAAGUGGAUGAACAUCUUUGGAUAUAUUAGCUUUUAAGAACAAUAUGUUGAUUCGGAAGAUCUCGAGAGAAUAUCAUCCAUUCAUUUGGUCUUCUUGUUCAAUAGAUUUUUAAAUCAUUUUUUGGAAUUGGUGAAAUUUUGCAAAGGUGUACAAUGGAAGUAACUGUGUGUGUCUGCAUCUGUUGCUCUCCUUACAUUGUGGAUUAGUUUGCUGAUGUGAGCAACCGAUUCCAUUUUGAAGGACAAGAAACGGAUGUGAUGGAUUUAUCUUCAGAAAUGAGCAGGCAUGGAAGGAAUCCUCUCAGUCACAAGCUAGAAGAUCAGAAGAAGAUUUAUACUGACUGGGCUAAUCACUAUCUAGCAAAAUCUGGCCACAAGCGGCUGAUCAAAGAUUUGCAACAGGACAUUGCAGAUGGAGUUCUGCUAGCAGAAAUCAUCCAGAUCAUUGCAAAUGAAAAGGUGGAAGAUAUCAAUGGCUGUCCCCGAAGCCACUCUCAAAUGAUUGAGAAUGUUGAUGUCUGUCUUAGCUUUCUGGCAGCCAGAGGAGUAAAUGUCCAAGGUCUUUCUGCUGAAGAGAUAAGGAAUGGGAAUUUGAAAGCCAUUUUAGGGCUGUUUUUCAGUUUGUCUCGUUAUAAACAGCAGCAACAUCAACAACAACAGUACUACCAGUCCUUGGUUGAGCUACAGCAGCACGUCUCUCAUUCUCCCCCUCCCGCUGAAAUUGGCCAGCCCAAAAUCCAACAAGAUAUGCUGUCCAGUCUGACAGCCAGAUAUGCAACUCAGUCUAAUCACAGUGGAAUUGCAACCAGUCAAAAAAAGCCUUCUAGGCUUCCCGGGCCCUCAAGGGUGCCAGCUGCAGGCAGCAGUACCAAAGUCCAGGGAGCAUCAAAUUUAAAUCGAAGAAGUCAGAGCUUUAAUAGCAUUGACAAAAACAAGCCUCCACAAUAUGCAAAUGAAAAUGAAAAAGAAUCACCCAAAGGCCCUCAUCCAUCUGCAGGCAUGAAUGGAAAUGUACAGCAUCCCACCAGCACUGGGCAGCAGCCGGUCUCUGCCAUCCCCUCUCCAAGUGCCAGCAAGCCUUGGCGCAGCAAAUCCAUGAAUGUCAAGCACAGUGCCACCUCUACCAUGCUGUCUGUCAAGCAGCCCAGCCCUGCAACCUCUCCUACCCCACCUUCAGAUAAAUUCAAACCACCCUUUUCCGAAGGACCAAAAACACCUUCCUCUGGGCAGAAAUCCAUGCUGGAGAAAUUCAAAUUGGUUAAUGCUAGGACUGUUUUGCGGCCCACCUUGUCAUCAUCAAAUUCAGGUCCUAAUGAUAGUGGGAAGGACGAAGAAGCUGUUACAGAGUGUGUUGAAAUGGAUGGCUUCUGUGGUGGGCUCAACAGUGGCAGUUCCACCAGCAACAGUCCUAAGAUAUCGCUGAAACUGACUCCUCCAAAAGCUGGAAGCAAAAAUCUCAGCAAUAAAAAGUCUUUGCUACUGCCAAAGGACAAAGAGGAAAAGAGCAGGGACAAAAAUAAAGUUUGCACUGAGAAGGCGGUAAAGGAAGACAAGGACCAGGCCACAGAGACACCUGCAAAAAAGACCUCAAAAAUUGCAAGCCUGAUCCCAAAGGGAAGCAAAACUACAUCCACCAAAAAGGAAAGCUUGAUACCUUCCUCUAGUGGAAUACCAAAACCUGGAUCAAAAGUAUUGACAUCUAAGCAAAGUCCAUCACUGGCAAGUUCGGGAAGUAAAGAGACUGAAAAACUAAGGAGUGCAAAGGGAAACCAACCCCAGUCAACAGCAAAAUCUCAAGGUAAUGAUAAAGCAUUCACUACUUGUAGUCUCCCAUCUUCAGAAGGAAAGGAACCCAGUAUGGCUGUUACCCCUAGUUCAUCUACUGCUCUUUCAAUGGCUGCAACUAGUGGACAAGCAACAGGAAACAGUAUUGUUCAACUUCCACAGCAACAGCAACACAACCACCCAAACACGGCCACAGUAGCACCAUUUAUUUAUAGAACUCAUUCAGAAAAUGACAGUACUUCUCUCUCACCUGCUGACUCCUGUACCAGUCCUACAAAAAUGGAUCUGUCAUAUAAUAAGACUGCCAAACAGUGCCUGGAGGAAAUAUCUGGAGAAGAUCCAGAAACAAGAAGAAUGAGAACAGUAAAGAAUAUAGCAGACCUGAGACAGAACUUGGAAGAAACAAUGUCCAGUCUUAGAGGAACUCAAAUAAGCCACAGCACAUUGGAGACAACAUUUGACAGCACUGUGACAACUGAAGUGAAUGGGAGAAGCAUUCCAGCCUUGACAAGCCGAUCCUCUCCAGUAACCUGGAGACUUGGGCAAGCUAGUCCUCGUCUCCAGGCAGGUGAUGCUCCUUCCCUGGGUGGAGGUUACCCUCGCAGUGGUGCUAGUCGCUUCAUACAUACUGACCCAUCUCGAUUUAUGUAUACCACACCUCUUCGCCGUGCAGCUGUUUCUCGCCUUGGGAAUAUAUCCCAGAUGGACAUGAUUGAGAAAGGAAACAGUGAACUGGACAUUUCCUCUGAUGUUGAUGUUGGAGGGUACAUGAGUGAUGGAGACAUUCUGGGGAAGAGCCUCCGAACUGAUGACAUUAACAGUGGCUACAUGACAGAUGGAGGGCUUAACCUGUAUACAAGAAGCUUGAAUCGAAUACCAGAUGUAGCUGCCUCCCGAGACGUCAUUCAAAGAGGAGUGCAUGAUGUCACUGUGGAUGCAGACAGUUGGGAUGACAGCAGUUCUGUUAGCAGUGGUCUCAGUGAUACCUUGGAUAAUAUCAGCACAGAUGAUCUCAACACCACUUCUUCAGUCAGCUCCUACUCUAAUAUUACUGCCUCUUCAAGAAAGAAUACACAAGCUCAGCUGAAGACGGAUUCAGAGAAACGUUCGGUAACAGAUGGAGAACCAUGGGGCAGCAGUGAAGAACUGAAAAAGCCAGAGGAAGAUUUUGAUAGUAAUCUUGACUGUGGGAGCAAGUGGAAAACCCAUCCCUCUGGCCUCCUUGAAGAUGCUGAGAAAGGAGGGCAGAAAACUGCUUUGUCUGUCUCUCAGACGGGUUCUUGGAGAAGAGGCAUGACUGCACAAGUAGGGGCAGCAUCUUCAAGGCACAAAGCUGCAACGGGCACGCUCAAGACACCUGGAAAAACAGAUGAUGCAAAAGCUUCAGAAAAAGUCAAAACUCCCCUCAAAGGAGCCUCUCUGCAGCGUUCUCCUUCCGAUGCAGGGAAAAGCAGUGGCGAUGAAGGGAAGAAGCCUCCAUCAGGCAUUGGCAGAUCAACAGCAGCCAGUUCCUUUGGUUUCAAGAAAACGGGGGUUGGGUCUUCAACUAUCAUUACUGCAAGUGGGGCAACUAUAACUAGCGGGUCGGCAACCCUGGGAAAGAUGCCCAAGUCUGCAGCUAUCACUGGAAAGUCAAAUGCAGGGAGAAAAACCAGCCUAGAUGGUUCUCAGAAUCAGGAUGAUGGUGUCUUGCACGUGAGCUCAAAGACCACCCUGCAGUAUCGAAGUUUGCCCCGUCCUUCCAAAUCAAGCACAAGUGGGAUUCCUGGCAGGGGUGGACACAGGUCUAGUACCAGUAGCAUUGACUCCAACGUCAGCAGCAAAUCCACAGGUGCUGCAACCCCCAAUAAACUGCGGGAGCCCACAAAGAUUGGCUCAGGCCGCUCCAGUCCUGUGACCAUCAAUCAGACUGACAAGGAGAAGGAAAAAGUGGCCGUGUCUGAUUCUGAGAGUGUAUCAUUGUCCAGCUCUCCAAAAUCAAGCCCAACUUCAGCAAGUGCCUGUGGCACUCCAGGCCUCAGGCAGCCGGGUUCAAAAUACCCAGACAUUGCCUCGCCCACAUUUCGAAGGUUGUUUGGUGCCAAAGCGAGUAGCAAGGCUGCCCCUGCCCCAAACACUGAAGGUGGGAAACCCACAGCUGCAGUGCCCAGCCCCAGCACCUCAUUGGCCCGGCAAGGCAGUCUGGAAUCUCCCUCCUCGGGUACUGGUAGCAUGGGCAGUGCAGGUGGGCAGAGUGGCAGCAGCAGCCCCCUCUUCAGCAAACCCUCAGACUCAAAUGCAGACAUUGUCAGUUUAAGUCACUCCUUGGCUUCUAGUCCAGCAUCUGCACAUUCAUUCACCUCAGGUGGCAUCGUCUGGGCUGCAAACUUGAGUAGUUCCUCUGCCGGCAGUAAGGACACGCCCAGUUAUCAGUCAAUGACCAGCCUUCACACAAGCUCUGAAUCCAUUGAUCUCCCUCUCAGCCAUCAUGGAUCCCUAUCUGGAUUGACUACAAGCACUCAAGAAGUUCAGACCCUGCUAAUGAGGACUGGAAGCGUGAGAUCUACUCUUUCAGAAAGCAUGCAGCUUGACAGAAAUACACUACCAAAAAAGGGAUUAAGGUAUACCCCAUCCUCUCGACAAGCCAGUCAGGAGGAAGGGAAAGAGUGGUUACGAUCCCAUUCCACUGGAGGACUACAAGACACUGGAAACCAGUCUCCUCUGGUGUCUCCUUCAGCCAUGUCUUCAUCUGCCACUGGAAAAUACUUUUCAAACUUAGUGAGUCCAACCAAUUUAUCUCAAUUUAAACUUCCUGGGCCCGCUAUGAUGAGGUCAAAUAGCAUUCCUGCUCAAGAUUCUUCUUUCGAUCUCUAUGAUGAUUCCCAGAUGUGUGGUAGUGCCACAUCCUUAGAAGACAGACCACGUGCAAUUAGUCAUUCUGGUUCCUUUAGAGAUAGCAUGGAAGAAGUACAUGGAUCUUCAUUAUCACUCGUUUCCAGCACUUCUUCUCUCUACUCCACUGCUGAAGAAAAAGCACAUUCAGAGCAAAUUCAUAAACUCCGAAGAGAGCUGGUUGCGUCACAGGAAAAAGUUGCCACCCUUACAUCACAGCUUUCAGCAAAUGCCCAUCUAGUAGCAGCUUUUGAAAAGAGCUUAGGAAAUAUGACAGGACGGUUGCAAAGCCUAACAAUGACAGCUGAACAAAAGGAAUCAGAGCUCAUAGAACUGCGAGAAACUAUUGAAAUGCUGAAAGCUCAGAACUCUGCUGCACAAGCUGCUAUUCAAGGAGCUUUGAAUGGCCCUGACCAUGCUCAUAAAGAUUUACGAAUAAGACGACAACAUUCUUCUGAAAGUGUUUCCAGUAUCAAUAGUGGCACCAGCCAUUCAAGCAUGGGCAGCGGUAAUGAUGCUGAGUCCAAGAAGAAGAAAAAGAAAAACUGGGUGAACUCUAGAGGAAGUGAGCUGAGAAGCUCGUUCAAACAGGCGUUUGGAAAGAAGAAGUCCACAAAGCCUCCGUCCUCCCAUUCUGAUAUAGAAGAAGUCACAGAUUCAUCUCUUCCAUCCUCACCUAAGUUGCCCCACAGCUCUGGAGAUUGUGGGUCUACAUCAAUAAAGCCAUCCCAAUCAACAUCCGCGAUCUGUGAAUGCACAGAGGCAGAGGCUGAAAUAAUUCUGCAGCUGAAAAAUGAGCUUAGGGAAAAAGAACUCAAGUUAACAGAUAUACGUCUGGAGGCUCUCAGCUCAGCACACCAUCUUGACCAGAUUCGAGAAGCCAUGAACCGCAUGCAGAAUGAAAUUGAAAUACUGAAAGCUGAAAAUGAUCGUUUGAAAGCAGAGACUGGAAACAGUGGAAAGCCCACUCGGCCAUGCUCGGAGUCGUCAAGUAGCACAUCUUCAUCCUCUUCUCGUCAGUCUUUGGGGCUCUCUUUUAAUAACUUGAAUAUCACGGAUUCAGUUGCAUCAGAUAUUUUACUGGAGGAUGUAACAGAUGGUACUCUCCAUAAAGAAGGCCAGAAUGUUAAAAUUAUGGUCACAAUAAACAAGGGCUAUGGUCGAUCUAAGGACCAAAAAACGCAAGCAUAUUUGGUAGGAUCUAUUGGAGUCAGUGGCAAAACAAAAUGGGAUGUACUGGAUGGUGUAAUUAGACGUCUUUUUAAGGAAUAUAUUUUCCGAAUAGAUCCAGCUACUAGCCUUGGUUUAGGCUCCGACUGUAUUGCUAGCUACUGUAUAGGUGAUAUGAUUAGAUCCCAUAGCCAAAAAGUGCCUGAAUUGCUGCCUUGUGGGUAUCUGGUUGGGGAUAAUAAUGUAAUCACUGUGAACCUUAAAGGAGUAGAAGAAAACAGUUUGGAUAACUUUGUGUUUGAUACCUUAAUUCCUAAGCCAAUUAGUCAACGGUACUUUAAUUUACUGAUGGAACAUCAGAGAAUUAUCCUGUCAGGACCUAGUGGCACUGGGAAGACCUAUUUAGCCAACAGACUUGCAGAAUAUAUGAUAACUAAAUCUGGCAGGAAAAAAACAGAAGACUCAAUUGCUACUUUUAAUGUAGAUCAUAAAUCCAGCAAGGAUUUACAACAGUACCUUGCUAAUCUGGCUGAACAGUGCAGUGCUGAUAACAGUAGUAUGGAUCUUCCUAUAGUAAUAAUUCUUGACAACCUCCAUCAUGUUGGUUCUUUGAGUGACAUCUUCAAUGGUUUCCUUAACUGCAAAUACAACAGAUGUCCAUAUAUCAUUGGAACCAUGAACCAGGGAAUUUCAUCUUCACCUAACCUGGAGUUACAUCAAAAUUUCAGGUGGGUGUUGUGUGCCAAUCACACAGAACCUAUUAAAGGGUUCUUGUCCAGGUAUUUGAGAAGGAAACUGAUUGAGACAGAAAUAGAGAGGAAUGUCCGUAAUAAUGACCUCAUCAGAAUUAUUGAUUGGAUUCCCAAAAUGUGGCAUCAUCUCAACAGCUUUUUAGAAAUGCACAGUUCUUCUGAUGUAACCAUUGGUCCACGCCUUUUUUUGCCCUGCCCCAUGGAUGUGGACAGUUCCAGAAUGUGGUUCACAGAUCUCUGGAAUUAUUCCUUAGUACCAUAUAUUAUGGAAGCUGUGAGAGAAGGCCUUCAGAUGUAUGGAAAACGAGCUCCUUGGGAGGAUCCCUCCAAAUGGAUUGCAGAAACCUGCCCCUGGAGCUCCCUGCAGCAGGAUUUGUCAUCCUUACUUCAGAUAAGACCUGAAGAUGUUGGAUAUGAAGGUUAUGCAUCUGCCAAAGAAGGAACCACUUCAAAGCACAUUCCACAGACAGAGUCAGAAGGAGAUCCCUUGAUGAAUAUGCUCAUGAGACUCAAAGAAGCAGCCAGCUACUCAAGCGUACAGAGCUGCGACAGUGAUACUGCCAGUCACCACGACGACAUUCUGGACCCCUCGCUUGAAUCAACUCUCUAGAGGGGGCUGGGCCUGGUUAGAGGAUGCUGGUAAAGCCUAUUGCCACAAAACACCGCCAGUAUUGAAGCAGCAAAUAAGGGGGGCUUGAGUGAUGGCGGGGGGGCGGGGCAGGGUAUGUUGUGCUGUAUUUAGGCAGGUGACUUAACUCUGGAAAGUCAGGAAAACAAAUCAAAAUGGAAAGCUUGAACUAGUUUCAUUUCAAGAUGUUUCACUAUCAGUGGAGCUGAAUGAGAGUCCAUCAAUCAACUGGAAAGUGCCGGGAGAGGGCAGCUAAGCAGAUUGCACAUAUGUUAGCCAAACUGGAAUCACUUUGGGUUGUUCUUUUUUUCUUCUUGUCUCAGAUUUUACAGUGCAAGUCUUUUAUUUUGCAUUUCAAUUUACUCCAAGGUGCUGCAUUCGUGGUCUUCUUGAUCCUCCUUUUGUCACCUCUAUAGUGCCCCCGUGGCUCUGAUUACAAGGCUCCCAGUAGUGUUUGAAUUGUACACUGCUGCCCAUUCCAAAAUGAGUUGGAUUAAAAGUGAGAGUAAACUCAGUAAGCACAAACAGUAUUGUGCAAUUGCCAGGAAAAACAUUACUGUGAUAUGCUGGAUAAGUGCCAAGUUGAUACUGACCUGUCAUGUCUGCAGUGAUGUGGUCCACCAAGGUUUCUGGGGUUUUUUUGUGUGUGUACAGAUCAUCUGUUUUAUAUAAACAAGUUGUUUUUAACCGCAAGGGUAUUUUUAAACACCUGUCCGCCUCUUAACAAGGGUUUUCUUUUUUACCAAUUCUUAUCGAACGCUGACAAAAGGCUUUCUUAGGGCUUCUUUUAUUUUGAGCCUUUUUAGUGGCAUAAAAAGAACAUUUCCUAUGGUGCUGUCUCACUGCCUUAAAAACCAGUUUCUAGAACAAUUUUACUGUUGGUUUAAUGUAUUAAACCAUUGAUCAUUUACACUGUUUUCUUUCUUCAUUGACUAACGAGAGAGCAUCAGUGAACACAGUAGCCUCAUGUCUGGAUGUCAUUUUUUUUAAUGAAGUGGCUAGAAGAAUGAACUAUUGAUAUAGAUAUAUAGAUUAUAUAGUAUUUUUUAUCUUGUGUGAAUAGAUAGGUUACCAUCUAAAAUAUUCAAGUGACCCAGGAGCCACUCCCAAGUAACUAUGUUUUAAGGAAAGCAAACAUUUGAGGCAGUCGGCUCACAUUCAUUUGGUCCUAGGAAAAAGAGCAUAUUCCAAAAGAGAUGUUUUGAAAUCUUAUCCAGCAGAGCUGGGUACACUUGAUGCAGCAUGAGCACAAACAUUUCUUUAUUGUUCCCUGUCCUCUUACCACCCCUUCCCUUAGUUUGUAGCAUGUUGUUUUGAUUGCAAUUGUUGUACAUGAAGAAAUUCAGCGUUAAAGAACAUUUUCACAGUGAUGUCCACUGUGGAAGAGAAAAAAAAUUUAUACUGUAAAAGGGGAAGGGGGGGUUUGCACAGUCUGAUGGGGGAGGGUAUAUUGUAAAUUUACAAAAAAGCCUUGCACAAAUGAAAGCAAACAAACAGAAGCAACAACAAAUAAAUUGUAUUUUAUCCAAUUGGUGUUAUGAGAUGUUUCAUUUACUGAGAUAGCCUAUAUGUUGCAUACAAUCCAAAACACAAAGUGUACAGUCUGUUUUCUUUUUUAAAAAAACUGGGUGUGUUUGUCUUGUAGUUAGAAGUAUUAUGACUAUGCAGGAGUUAUCCAUGCUAGAGUCAGCAUGUUUCAGUUUACAUUAUGAAGCCAAUAUAUCUUAGAAAACAAUGAACAACUGAACUGCAUCUGUCCUGGCAGGCUGCUUUAGAGUGAAUGAAAACUGAUCAGAGUAAUUAGAAUUGUCAGUUCAAAAAUAAUCCAAGGGCUGUGGCAUUGUGUAGACAUGGAGUAUACACCUAGGGCCAUGGUCCUAAGACCAUUUCUUGGAUCAUGCCCAGUUCAUUACAAUGGGGUGUGCUUGGAGGAUCAAGUUAUACAACAAAUAUCUUCAGGACAUAUAAUUGGUGCUACUAAUUCCUGUGACCAUCUUGAAGCUAACUGCUUUAUAAAAUAAAGAAACAAAUGCAGUUUUCUUUGCUUCAUCACCAAAUCUACUGGUCCCCUGCAUGGUGCUAUUGCCCUACUUUAAAAAAUAAACCAACUCUGAUUUUAUGCACAUAGUUGGACAGAUGUCAGGAACCAAAACUGUUACUGCUGAACGUGCCACUCUGUCAAAUUACUAACAGAACAGCUGCUCUUGAGUAUAUAUGUGGUCUAAAAUGAAAUAUAAAUCCAUUAAUUCCUGCCAUUUUUGAAACACGUACACAUGCAUACAAAACUUUUAUGUAUGUACUACAGAAUACAAUUUUCCUGCAAUACAUCUCAGUAAGUCCACCUAGUUUACAACUUUAAAAUUUGUUUGUGAAACAUUUGUCUGUAUACAUUUUAUAUUUUGUACAUUUUUGAUGUAACAUAUCAUGUAAAUAGACAGACACAGUGAGAUAAAUCAUCUGAAAAGUUUUGUAGUCUUUGUAAAGCCCUAAUAAUAAUAAAAAUAAUAAGUAUUUGGUGUCAUCAGACUUAACUGGAUGAUGUAUUUUCUAUUGAUUUAUUGUUCUUCUAGCUUGUAAACCAGCUUGCAUAUAUUUUUUGCAGGUGUGCACACUGUAUCUGUCUAAAUUAUUACUUUGCCAUUAAAGUGGAAUUAUUUAUUGA
Molecule: messenger RNA, 10221 nt
Organism: Sphaerodactylus townsendi
Lineage: Eukaryota; Metazoa; Chordata; Lepidosauria; Squamata; Sphaerodactylidae
Gene: NAV3
Product: neuron navigator 3
Exons: 40
Coding region: 612-7541 (2309 amino acids)
Biological process (GO): nervous system development; neurogenesis
Molecular function (GO): protein binding; ATP hydrolysis activity; ATP binding
Source: RefSeq, a predicted model, not a curated record